Molecule: messenger RNA, 3943 nt
Organism: Zophobas morio
Lineage: Eukaryota; Metazoa; Arthropoda; Insecta; Coleoptera; Tenebrionidae
Gene: siz
Product: schizo
Exons: 7
Coding region: 654-3458 (934 amino acids)
Biological process (GO): actin cytoskeleton organization; regulation of ARF protein signal transduction
Molecular function (GO): guanyl-nucleotide exchange factor activity
Source: RefSeq, a predicted model, not a curated record
UCAUUAACCUCGGCACUUUGGUGGCUCCUGGUCGCGGAAAUACGCGCUUAUGGUGCCACAAAGUGUCAUAUAUGCCACAGUCGAACGUAUUGAUUUCUAAAUAAGGGGAAAGUGAACGGAUAUCCUCAGGCUAGUCUAUACUUCUAUAGCGCUGUCAUUUUUCAAGCGAUCCUUUAACUGUACGUUUCUUGGUAUUGGUUAAACCAAACGCACCCACACGUUCGCGGUAAUUGCUCGUGCAUCAGCCUUGACGUUUGUUUGUUUCGCGCACAUGUCGCGUCCUCCUCCUGGUACCCCCAUUAGACUUUUUCCACCCUUGAGCCCCCCAACAAUUCGUGUUCGUGUGUGUGUGCGCUACCAGUCUUCCACCUCGACAACACAAACUUGUUGUUUGUGUGGUGAUGUAACACCAAGGACUGUUUAGUGACGUCAAAUACCCCGCUCUCCUUAACUGUGCCGAUCGUUCCGAGGCACGGUCAGCUGACAUUUACAAUCGCAGUUUCUACGUUAACAACCCUAUGGUCGCGUGGUCCUGUGCUUCCCCCAUUUCCGGCCAACAGUGAUUGGCAUAAACCAGUAGAAAGUACCACUUUUACUAUCGCCGUGCAAGAGAGUGGACGUGUAAUCAUGAAAUUUGUGUUGUGAGUGCUGUAAUGCGUGGACAGUCGCCAGGGGGUUUUCCCCAGCCCUACGUCAGAACGACCCCCGUACAUGCAGUCGACGUGUGCGAUCGGACUGUCGUCAGGGUUAGACGCACGGGGGUGCAGCAGGAGCGGAUCAGGGUUGUUUGUACCACCAGAAGACAGCAUGUCAGUCGACUGGUUACUGUCACCGACGCCUGUCAUACCCUACCACCCUUCAGGAAACAUGUCACUGUCAUCAGCUUUCCACCGAAAAUGGAAAGGUCCCAGAUAGUGAAUUCGAUGGGUUCUUCUGAUCACAUUCAAGAACAAACGUACAUUCAAGCGCCGAGUUUCGUACAAGCACAGAAUUAUAGCACUCCAACUCCGAGCCCUAUCUACGCCAGAACAUCCCCCAACAAUUCUACGUACGUCAAUGUAAGCCAGCCUCUUCAACCCCUUCACAAGAAGGGCUCUUUGCGGAACGGAGACGUCUUGAAGAGGUCGAGGGUUCAGACAACAUACGAACUGUCUCAAGACAUCCUCGAUAAGCAGAUCGAAGUGCUAGAACGAAAAUACGGCGGUGUAAAAGCACGAAAUGCAGCCCUCACGAUCCAGAGAGCGUUCAGACGUUACACGCUCCUUAAAAAAUUCGCAGCUAUCACAGCUAUGGCCAAAGCCGAGAAACGUAUUAGUCGCCGCUUUCCUCCGAACACUGAAGACUGUCGUAGCGCAAUCGGUGAGACUGAACAACAGUGCCCUGAGUACGUUAGGAAUUACGAAGGGCACGAAUGUUCGACUGUGAGGGUUCUUCCGGUUAGAUCGAUGUCGCUGAGGGAGAGAAGAAACAUUGACAAUAUGCCGAUUCCACGGAGCCAAUCCGGUACUCCGACCGUGUGUUGGGAGAACUAUUCCUCUUCUUCUCUUCAGCAUUACUAUUCGCCCGUAGACGCGAAAUCCGACUCUGCCGGAACUCAAGUCACCGCAAGUCCUAGUUCCUGUAGUACUCCCACGACUUCCACGAACGGUUACACGCGCACUAGACAUUUAAGCAGUAGGAAAGUACCGCCGGAAGUACCGAAACGAACUUCGAGUAUCUCGUCGAGGUCUAUUGAUCCCAGACAUCACAAAACGAACGGGUUAACCAAAACAAACGAAAAUGGUUCGCUGUCGAGUGUCCAAAGUUCCGGGAGUGACAGUAGCAUAUCGACCGAACGAGUGCAAUGCGAGUUCUCGGGAUCGCCAGUUUGGAAACGUAAAGGAAAUCACAUUUCUGAGUACGCUGAACCGACUCUGGAAACAAGCUUAGGGAGUAUCUCUAACACUAGUACGUCUACGUACACUCUGGAGAGAGUUAAUGAACAACAAGCACCCACUAGCUACAAGAUAACUGAGACUAUAAGAAAGAGACAAUAUAGAGUGGGACUUAACUUAUUUAACAAGAAACCAGAAAGGGGUAUUACGUAUUUGAUACGUAGAGGUUUCUUGGAGAACUCGCCGCAAGGUGUGGCGAGAUUCUUAAUUUCGAGAAAAGGACUGAGUAAACAAAUGAUAGGUGAAUAUUUAGGAAAUCUCCAAAAUCCGUUUUGUAUGGCCGUUUUGGAAUGUUUUUCAAACGAGUUAGAUUUGUCGGGUAUGCAAGUGGACGUGGCACUUCGUAAAUUCCAGCAGCAUUUCCGGAUGCCCGGGGAAGCACAAAAGAUCGAAAGACUUAUGGAAAUAUUCUCGCAGAGGUACUGCCAAUGCAACGUAGAUAUCGUCGCACGUUUAAGAUCUCCUGAUACGAUUUUUGUUCUCGCCUUUGCGAUAAUCAUGUUAAACACCGACCUCCAUACACCAAACAUCAAGCCUGAACGUCGCAUGAAGCUGGAGGACUUCAUCAAAAAUUUACGAGGAAUUGACGACUGCGGUGAUAUAGACAGUGAUAUGCUCACGGGCGUUUAUGAACGAGUUAAAGCGAACGAAUUCAAGCCCGGAUCGGAUCACGUCACACAAGUGAUGAAGGUCCAAGCGACCAUCGUCGGUAAAAAACCGAAUAUGGCGUUGCCGCAUCGCCGACUAGUUUGUUAUUGCCGAUUAUACGAGAUUCCUGAUAUUUACAAAAAAGAAAGACCUGGUGUCCACCAGAGAGAAGUGUUCCUUUUUAACGAUUUACUCGUCAUUACGAAAAUCUUAAGUAAGAAGAAAUCCUCGGUUACGUACACGUUCAGAAAUAGUUUCCCUUUGUGUGGGAUGUUGGUUAAUUUAUUUGAGGCUCCCCAUUACCCAUAUGGCAUACGUUUGAGUCAGAAGGUGGAUGGGAAGAUCUUGGUUACGUUCAACGCCAGGAACGAGCACGAUAGGUGUAAAUUCGCGGAAGACUUGAAAGAGGCCGUCAGUGAGAUGGACGAGAUGGAGAACUUGCGGAUCGAAGCGGAGCUGGAGCGGCAGAAGUCGAACAGAGGAACACGGACAGGCACCGAGAAUCGCGACAGCGGGGUGGCCGACGUGGAAGUGUGCUCCUACCAGUGUCAGUGUGCUCAGAACCAGGCGCUCGGAGGGUCGGAGUGCGCGGAAGAGGCCUGUCAUGACACCCAGAUCAAGCGCUCGGCUCUCAGUAACUCGUUGUUGGAUAUCCACGAACAAUUUGCAGGAGAAAAGGCGCAGCGCCGAGGUAGUGUGGGUUCGCUAGAUAGCGGUAUGUCCGUUUCAUUCCAGUCUACGUCAGCUAGUACUUGUUCCCGCUCUGAUAAACUAGCUAACAAAGGUAAAGCAGGUCUGCACAAUCAUCAAUCAUUCCUAGGAGGCCUCUUUAACAAAAAACCGAACAGUGUGGUGGUGAAGUCGACCGAAGUGUAACUGUGAACAAUCCAAAUAUUGACUGUAUAGGUGUAGUUCUUUUUUGAAAUUUAACUUGUGCAUGUUAUGAAUAACCAAAUACACUUUCACCAUUUAUAAGUGUUACCAAAUAUAUUAAUUAUGGCUGUCUAAUUUCGCCCAGUGCGUACUACUUAAUUUUUGUUAAUUUGUUUUUUUCUUUUCUUUCUUGUUACAAAGGCAAACUUAAUGUCCUUUUUACUGUAUUUGUUAUAUUUAUUAUCGGCGGUUUGACGGCUAAUCAACAUUAAGGUUGCCUUAAAACAGCUCUCUGUCUUAAAUGGCAUUGAACAUUUGAUAAUUGUCUUCUAAUGUUGCCUGUAAAGGAUUUGUAAAUAGUUAAAUUAUUGAGAGAGCAACAUGUUCUAGUCGAUUGUAAAUAUAUUAGCAAUCUCUACUAAUGAUAUUAAAUAAUUUAAAUGUAUGUAAUAAGUGUUUUUUUAAUAACUAAUAAACAGUCAAACCUU